Molecule: messenger RNA, 1421 nt
Organism: Atta colombica
Lineage: Eukaryota; Metazoa; Arthropoda; Insecta; Hymenoptera; Formicidae
Gene: Clic
Product: chloride intracellular channel exc-4
Exons: 3
Biological process (GO): chloride transport
Cellular component (GO): cytoplasm; apical plasma membrane
Molecular function (GO): chloride channel activity
Source: RefSeq, a predicted model, not a curated record
GCAUCGACGAUCGAUGGCCGUCGAAAGGGCGCCUGUCUUUUCUGCCAGGAAUAUUUCAUGGAUCUAUAUCUCUUGGCGGAGCUGAAGACGAUUUCCUUGAAGGUGACCACCGUGGACAUGCAAAAACCACCGCCCGACUUUCGCACCAACUUCCAGGCCACGCCGCCGCCUAUCCUGAUCGACAAUGGCGACGCGAUACUGGAAAACGAAAAGAUCGAACGGCACAUUAUGAAGAACAUUCCUGGCGGACACAAUCUGUUUGUACAGGAUAAGGAAGUGGCCACUCUUGUGGAGAACUUGUUCAGCAAACUCAAGCUGCUGUUACUGAAUGCAAAGGACAAGGACAAGGAUCCCAAGUCCUCCUCCCUGAUGGCCCAUCUGCGUAAGAUCGAUGAACAUUUGGGGCGCAAAGGUACGCGCUUCCUCACCGGCGACACCAUGUGCUGCUUCGACUGCGAGUUGAUGCCGCGGCUGCAGCACAUCAGGGUCGCCGGGAAGUACUUUGCCGACUUCGAGAUACCGGAGACUCUGGUACAUCUGUGGCGGUACAUGCAUCACAUGUACAGGCUCGACGCUUUCCUACAGAGCUGUCCAGCCGAUCAGGAUAUCAUUAAUCACUAUAAACUGCAACAGAGUAUGAAGAUGAAGAAGCACGAGGAGUUGGAGACGCCGACCUUCACUACGAGUAUUCCGAUCGAGGUCAACGAUGACUAGGUCGGACCUUCCUUGGCGAGUCUGCGAUCGCGUGACUUCGAUUAGACAUCGAGAUCGGCCUAGCGAGACGGCAUUGUGAAUCGCCUCGACUGAGUUUCAACGGCAGACAUUUUGUAAUUUAAUAUGUCCAACAAUAGCAUCGAAAACGAACGGGGAUUCUACCGUUGAAACUCUCGUCUUUCGAGUCGUAAGCUUGUGUCGUCGCCGUCAUUGAUUAGUUCAUAUCUUUUGCUAAGCAAUUAUUGCUGAAUCGCAUCCCUUUCUUAUGGGAUCAAGUCAGGUGUAAACGGAUUAGCUUUUUUACCGCAAACGACACGAAAACAUACAUAAGUGCAUUAAGGCUUUCAAAAUCUUAAAAAUGAUAGAGAAUAUUGAUUUUCUCCAUUUUUCUUCUCCUUUAUUUUCUUUUUCUCCCACUAUGUACAGCACGCGUACAUAGUUUUGACCUGAAUAGUAUUACAAAAUUUUAAUUUGCUAUUGUUAAUCCAAGGAUUAAGUUUACUAUAAAAAGCGAUAAUGAUUUUGUCAUUCUGUGGCAAUAAUCAUGGAAAUUAUCACUAAGAAUGCAAAAGAAACGUAUGCGUUUGAGAGAACCAAAUUGGUGCCAUUAAUAUUUUUGCAAUCUUAAUAGAAAUUAUCCUUUGGAUAAUAAUCAUUAUUCCUAAGUAUUAUUCUUACAUACGAUUAAGUAAAUCAAGUACAUACAA